GAAACGCUCAUGUUUAUUUUUGAUUCGUGGUUCAUCGUCCUGCCGUAGUCCACUCUGUCUGCUGUCUGUCAUCUACGCAUGGUGAUUGUCGCCAAAGAUCGUUUUGGAACGCCAAAGUCCUUGGUGAAUCGUACGUUAUGGCCGAAAGAAACAUGUUCUCCAGAGAAACGGCUCGAGCUGCGUUAAAUGGAAUUCUGAAGGCUAUAGAACAAUCAGAAAAUGCCUCCAAGAUUAAAGAAGCCAGAGAUAAUGCUGGCAAUGAUAUGACCAAACGUAUGCAAUAUGUUUUUCCGAUUGUUAUGAUGCUGCAAAUGGAUGUGAUAAAGGAUUAUGGUUUCUCAGAAGGACGACAUGGCAUCAUUCAAUUUACGCAAUUAAUUCGAAAUUUAGAACAAGAGGAUUCGGAAAUAGCUCUGCUCCACAGCAGAGUGCGAGCCCAUUUCCUUCCAGAAAUACCAUCAAGUUCAGGGGCAUCUCUUUAAUUUCUUUUUUUUUUUAAAUUUUGUUUUGUGUUGCUGUAGAAGUAAAGUUUUCAUACAUGUAUUUAGCUCUUAAAUACUGUAACACUUCAUGUUGCAUUUACUCUUUUAGCUCUUUCCAUUUAAUUUUUGUGUUAUGUUUCAUAAUUUUAAUCUUGAUGUUGAGACAAUGUGACAUCUACUACCUAUGGGUGGAUUGAUGCAAUAACUUAAACAAUUAAAAUAUUUGAAAUUUACCUUUA
This is a messenger RNA of Thrips palmi, 721 nucleotides long. RefSeq names its product protein C10. NCBI's taxonomy places the organism in Eukaryota, Metazoa, Arthropoda, Insecta, Thysanoptera, Thripidae. The record is from RefSeq and is a predicted model, not a curated record. The transcript is spliced from 3 exons. Gene Ontology annotation, biological process: post-embryonic development. Bases 138 to 482 code for a protein of 114 amino acids.